This is a messenger RNA of Uncinocarpus reesii 1704, 1650 nucleotides long. RefSeq names its product 1-pyrroline-5-carboxylate dehydrogenase. NCBI's taxonomy places the organism in Eukaryota, Fungi, Ascomycota, Eurotiomycetes, Onygenales, Onygenaceae. The record is from RefSeq and is a predicted model, not a curated record. Gene Ontology annotation, cellular component: mitochondrial matrix. The coding region runs from base 1 to 1650 and encodes 549 amino acids. Gene Ontology annotation, molecular function: L-glutamate gamma-semialdehyde dehydrogenase (NAD+) activity. The transcript has 5 exons.
AUGGCUAAUCUUGCAACUUUCAGACCGCCAACUAUCCAAAAUGAGCCCAAUAAACACUAUGCCAAAGGCUCUCCGGAUCGGGAGAAGCUGCAGAGUGCGUUGAAAGCGUUCAAGCGCAAUGCUCCCGUGCAGGUGCCGUUGAUGAUUGGCGGCAAAGCUGUCGAAACAUCCUCCGUUGAAACGCAGCGAAACCCUUCCGAUCACGCUCAGAUAGUAGCCAAAUACCACAAUGCCACCCAGGAGGACGUCAAAGCGUCGAUUGCUUCUGCACUGGAUGCAAAGAAGAAAUGGGAGAGCCUUCCAUUUGCCGAUAGAGCUGCGGUGUUCUUGAAGGCAGCCGAUUUGGUCGGUGGAAAGUACAGAUAUGAAAUCAUGGCCGCCACAAUGGUUGGCCAGGGCAAGAAUGCGUGGCAAGCUGAGAUUGACGCUGCCGCUGAACUGUGUGACUUUUUGAGAUUCAAUGUGCAGUACGCUUCGGAAUUAUACACCCAGCAGCCAGCCCACAAUGCCCCUGGAGUUUGGAAUCGCGUGGAAUAUCGUCCGUUGGAGGGUUUCGUUUAUGCAAUCUCUCCGUUCAACUUCACUGCAAUUGGCGGAAAUUUGCCAGCGGCUCCGGCGCUCAUGGGAAAUACGGUCGUCUGGAAACCGUCACCAUAUGCUAUGGCAUCCAACUUCUUGACUUACAAGAUCCUCGUCGAAGCUGGUCUCCCUCCAGGCGUUAUUCAGUUCGUCCCUGGUGACGCCGAAAUGGUUACUCGCACCAUCCUCGACCACCCAGAAUUCGCCGCUUUGCACUUCACUGGUAGUACCGCCGUUUUCCGCUCUCUGUAUGGCAAAAUCGCCCAGGGUGUUGCGGAAGGCAAAUACAAGGGUUACCCACGUAUUGUUGGUGAAACCGGCGGCAAAAAUUUCCAUCUUAUCCACCCCACCGCCGACAUUCACAACGCAGUCAUCAACACCGUCCGCGGUGCUUUCGAGUACCAAGGCCAGAAGUGCAGUGCCUGCUCCCGUGCAUAUGUUCCCGCCUCUAAAUGGGAUGAAUUCCGCACUCUUCUCGUGUCUGAGGUCGAGAAGCUCAAAAUCGGCGACCCAGAGGAUUUCACUAACUUCAUCGGCCCUGUCAUCCACGAGCCAUCCUUUGCCAAACUCUCCAAAGUCAUCGACGACGCCAAAUCGGACAAGUCGCUUACUCUUCUCGCUGGUGGCAAGCACGAUAAAUCAAAGGGCUAUUUCAUCCACCCAACCGUGUACUCCACCACCGAUAUCAACCACCAUCUCCUUUCCACCGAGCUUUUUGGCCCUGUCCUCGCCAUCGCCGUCUAUGAUGAUGCCGCCCCCAACGCUUUCGAGUCCAUUUGCAAAACCAUUGAUAGUACCGGCCAAUACGGCUUGACCGGCGCGGUCUUCGCCCAGGACCGGGAGGCAAUCUAUUAUGCCGAAAAUGCGCUGCGCACCACUGCUGGAAACUUCUACAUCAACUGCAAAUGUACUGGCGCCGUGGUUGGUCAACAGCCGUUUGGUGGAUCCAGAGCAUCUGGCACCAACGACAAAGCUGGAAGCCAGGCGCUUCUGAGCAGAUUCGUGAGCAUGCGGUCCAUCAAGGAAGAGUUUGUCGUUGUUGAGAAGGUGUUGUAUCCUAGCAAUGAGUAA